Molecule: messenger RNA, 501 nt
Organism: Echinostoma caproni
Lineage: Eukaryota; Metazoa; Platyhelminthes; Trematoda; Plagiorchiida; Echinostomatidae
Source: the annotation of a GenBank genome assembly
AUGGACAUGGAACAUGUGGUUACAUUUAGUAAUGAAGUAAUUAUGCUUAAAUUUCUUUUAAAGAUGGCUUCUAUAACGAGAGCUGCAUUAAAGGCUCUUAGAUUUUACAAACAUAUUGUUCAAUGUGUGGAGAAAUUUAUUUUAAGGAGUUCUCCUCAGUUGAAAAUUCCUGGACUGUACGUCAUCGAUGCAAUCGUACGUCAGUCGAAGUACUGCUACCAAGAAAGGGAUGUUUAUGGCCCGAGGUUCAUGAGGAACUUGGUUACUCUAUUUUUGUCUAUCCUUCAAUGUGAUGAAAAAGACAAGAGCAUGAUAUCACGGGUCUUGUUUUUAUGGCAACGCGGAAAUGUUUUCCCCGAAGAUGUUAUUCAAGCAUUACAGAAUGUUGUGACUGAUCCCGAAAAUACCGAUGUUAUACAGAAAGGUAAUAAGUUGUCUCCAAUUCAGUAUCGCGACCCACACCAGCGGAGAUGCAGCUAUAUCAGUUACAGGUCAGUUUGA